This is a messenger RNA of Punica granatum (pomegranate), 2688 nucleotides long. Lineage: Eukaryota; Viridiplantae; Streptophyta; Magnoliopsida; Myrtales; Lythraceae. The record is from RefSeq and is a predicted model, not a curated record.
UUUUCUCACUCACUCUCUGUGCGCUUUGCGCGAAAAAUGUCUUCGACUCCGAAAAGGCGCGUAAAAGCUAAGCUCGAUCCUUCUUCGUCUUCGAGAUCUUCUCUGCACUCCCUCGGCGCCCUGGAGCCGCCGUCAAGCUUCUUCCCCUCGAGGGAAGAGCUGCUGAAGCUCGUCGCAGUGCUCGCGAUCGCUUCUGCUGUUGCCGUUUCCUGCAACUUCUUCGCCGGCGUCGUUAAUCCGCAAACUAAGCCUUUCUGUAACAGUGACGCCGAGUCUGCGGAGUUCUCCCCCUCCGAUUCUUGUGAGCCUUGCCCGAGACAUGGAGAAUGCCAUCAGGGAGAAUUGGAAUGUGUCCGAGGAUACAGACAGCAGGGAAGGUCAUGUGUAGAAGAUGGAGAUAUAAACGAAACAGCUAAGCAACUUUCAGAAUGGGUUGAAACUCGUUUAUGUGAAGAGUAUGCUCAACUUUUGUGUGGCGGAGCUGGGACAGCUUGGGUUCUGGAGACCAAUAUAUUAAACGAUUUAGAUGGACAACUGCACAUGAAAGAUUUUGGUGGGGAUUCGUCUCUUUUCAUGUACACAAAGAUAAGGGCAAUGGAGACCAUCGUAAAAUUAUUGGAGACCCGGGCAAAUCCUGCAGGGAUGAAAGAAUAUAGGUGUCCUGACUCAUUAGCAGAAUAUUACAAGCCAUAUAGCUGUCGCAUUCGUCAAUGGGUCCUUGAGCAUGCGUUACUUCUUGUGCCAAUUUGCGCUUUGCUUAUGGGUUUUAUGGUGUUUAUCCGGAGAAUUCGUAAGAAGCAGUAUCUGUCACACAGAGUGGAAGAACUUUAUCAUCAGGUGUGUGACAUACUUGAGGAGAAUGCUUUGUCUAAGGGAGAUAAUGGUGAAUCAUGGGUAGUUGCGACUAGAUUGAGGGAUCACCUACUUUUACCCAAAGAAAGGAAGGACCCCUUGCUAUGGAAGAAGGUUGAAGAACUGGUUCAAGAAGAUUCCCGUGUAGACCGGUAUCCAAAAUUGGUGAAGGGUGAACAGAAAGUGGUAUGGGAAUGGCAAGUUGAAGGCUCUUUGACCUCUUCAAGAGUAAAGAAAAAGAGUCAGUCAGGCAAAUCCAAGUCUCCUCGAGAGAGGGAUGCUAAUUCUCUACAUCACGAGUUGAGAAGUGAGCCCAGAGUGUUGCUAUUGUGAUGGGGAGGAAGCACUAGAAGCUUACGCAUCAAUUCAAUCAUGACCCACUGCAGAGGAUCCAAGCCUUUUGGAAGCGUUGUGCUAUGCAGAUUCAGCUCGAUGUGUAACUUUUGAGAGUGGUCUCUGAGGUACUAUCGGAUGUAUGGCGUGUUCAAAGGAUCAGCAAGAGCAAACAGCUGGUGUUUUCAAGUCACAUCUUCUCCUGUAUAAUUUUCUUCAUCCACCAGUUUUCUUAUGUAUGCAUUGAAUAUCUCUUAUAUUUUGCUCAUUCGAGUCAAGCCUAGACAAUGACACUUAAGGGUACGAGGAAGGAAUUUAAGAGGAAGUUCGGUUAUUUACCAACAGCAAGAAUUCGAAGCUGAGACCUAUGCUCUACAAUCUGCUCACAACCGAUUCUAAAGUUGAUAAUGCUGGUAUAGGUUUUCACUCUCUCUCUUAUUCGUCCCUGUUUGUAUCUCCAUCCUGUUUCCACAGAGCUCCAAGCAUCAAACGGCAAACAGGUUUGUCUUCAUUCUUGAGAAUUAUUUUUCUCCCUGUUUGAAUUUAAAGCUCGUUGAAGUUGAUCAGUGGUUCUUGAAAAUCAGUGGGCAAUUGGCCCUCUGAUCUCUAUUAUUGGCUUUUAUUACUUGAAACAAAAGGAGAUGAAACCAUCUAUGCUAUGUUUGACCAAAAUAUAGCUGUGCAGUGCAAGUCAUCUUCCCUUUAGAUCUGUUGGGCCAUUCCUUUCUAUAUAGUGGCCGACCACCGCAUUGAGGCCCUCCUUGCAUUAUCACUCUUGGAGACUGACUGUUCACUGGGAAGUUGCUGGCCUAGAUUUUACAAAAAAACAGCUCAUGCACGUCAAGUCAAUACGGCAUUGAAUAUUAUUCAUUUUCCAUCAUAAUCAACUGUCAUAUGAACUGCUGCAACAGUCAACUGCUGUGAUUAUAACUUAGCAUACAAAGAGUAGCGAGAUUAGAGAGUAUCAUUGUGGUGCUUGCUUUGAUUGUAGUCGAUGUUCUUUUACCGAUCUGAAUGUAUGAAAAUGUUCGCCGGCAUAUAUUUUCUUUUACCAACCAACUACUUUUCAAUGCUUAGGUACUACGGGGUACGGAGUAUUAUUUCUUGUUUGUUGAUAGGUCUGAUUCCGUCCCUUGUGCAGUUUGUGAGUCCAAAAUUAAGCUCAGCCCAUGGAGCCCUACUCAUCAAUGAUCUGAUUCUCCUGUCCUCUCUCCCCAUCCCCUUCCAACCUAGCUACAACUUCACAUUUGGUACCGAAUAAGUCAGGAUCCUCUGAUCGAUCUUGGGGUUCUCUUCCGUUCGGUGUAGUUCUCUAGACAAUCGGCCCAUACUCUUGCGCGUGGAGUGGGCGGCUCCCUGGCACGCGCAUUAAUUAAUUAAUUAAUUUAUUUAUUUAUUUAUAAAGGGAUAUGUAAUGAAGGGUCGAAGUUAGCUGAGCGAAGAUUUGAUUUAUGAAUCGCGAAUGAAGUGAGAGAGCAGAGCAGCAAUUGCCAAAGUUAGGCA